UCGAUCGCAGAGCUCACAGGCAGAGCGGGUCCACACACAGUCUGUGAUCCGUUUCUCUGUGUCAGACCCAACUUCCCAGAAUAGCUACUCGGUUGUCUGCUGCUCUGCUCUGCUCUGCUCUGCUGUGGAGGAGAUGGAAGAGGAAGUCAGUGGUGGAUUUGAACAACUGUUGCUUUUUAGCUGCAGCCGCGGAACCCAACUACCAUUCUGUGCGCAAUGCGUGGCGCAUGUCGGCUUUAGAAUGAAGUGUGUUUUUAAAGCGACACAUGCCAAAAUCUGGAUCAGUGUGCAAGUUCAUGGGAUUAUAUAAACUCCUACGUGUUUAAGGGAGGUGGAGACAACUUACCACCACCCCCUCCCUCCGUCCUUGACUUAAAUUACCAACAAUUUUGCACAAGGGAGACACUUGAAGCGCUCCCGAAGCACUUGAAAUGGAGGCUUCCGAUGUCUUCUCCUCUAGUAACGGACAAUGCUCCCCCGGUAAGGAGAAUUCAAGAAUGUUGGUGGAUAAGUCAACACCUAAUGGACAGACAGUUCCUCAGGGUCUUAAUUCUCCCAGUGAACUGACAAUUAAACAAGAGGAAGACAUUGUGGAGGAGGUGGACAACAGAAGCCCAGCACUUGAAGAGACGGGCCAAACCGGAGACGAAGGACUAGCGUUGGAAGAGUCUUUCAGCGACAGCCCAAGUAACUUACAGGAAGGACUAGCCGGGCCAAAUGUGACAGCCGAUCCCGGAACUCGACAACCAAAUGGCGAAAGGCCAUUCCAGUGCAACCAGUGCGGUGUUUCAUUCACCCAGAAGGGAAACUUACUUCGACAUAUCAAGCUUCACACGGGAGAAAAACCCUUCAAAUGUCCCUUCUGUAGCUACGCUUGCCGGAGGCGCGAUGCCCUCACUGGUCAUUUGCGUACUCAUGCCGUUGGCAAACCGCACAAGUGCAACUACUGUGGAAGGAGCUACAAACAGCGUACUUCAUUGGAGGAGCACAAAGAGCGUUGCCAUAGUUACCUGCAGGGUAUUGGCCUGGGUCCGAAUGCAGACGCUGGUCCGUACACAGGUGAUGUUCCGAAAGAUCCAAGGUCCAUUGCAGAAUCUAACGCCAUGGCGACCUUUGACCGGCCACCUGUAAUUGAAAGGCUGCCCAGCAAUGUAGGCAAAAGGAAGAGCACUACUCCUCAGAAAUUUGUCGGUGAAAAGAUGGUGCGCUACGGCUUCCCUGAAUUAGGAUAUGACAUGGGUCUUAAGUAUGACAAGCAAGCUGAACUGAUGCCACCCCACAUGAUGGAACAGGCGAUCACCAAUGCAAUGACCUACCUGGGAUCGGAGCCUCUUCGGCCGUUAAUCCACCAUCCGGGUCCUCCUAUGUCUAUGGCUGAUGUGGUGCCACUAGUCAACCCCCUCUUCCACCGUGUACUACCCAUAGGCCAACGAACAGAGCGCCCAGGAAACUGUGAAACGCUGCAACCACUACCACCUCAACCCCCCGACUUCCCCAGUCAUCCCAUCUCAAACGGCCCCACCGCCUUAAGGCAAGGCAAGCAGCCCCAGCCAGGACAAGAGGAGUCCCCCAACCACAGCGGGGUCGAAUCCGCCGACUCCGCUCGCAGCAGCCCGCAAGAGAGGCCGGGAUUUCACGGGAGAGACCCUCCAUCCGGCCUCAGAUCACGAGCCAGUCCGGCGACGGUCUGUUCCGGAGAUCGAGUGGUGGAACCGUCGCCUCGAAGCGGAGCGGGAAUGGGACCUGCACUAAUGCGAGUGCCUGCGGAAAGGCCGUCGAGCCACGAAGGGGUAAGGGUGUUCGCACGUGAAGGCCACGAGGUCCGGGCCUUCCAAUGUGAGCACUGUCGAGUGCUCUUCCUGGAUCACGUCAUGUACACUAUCCAUAUGGGUUGCCAUGGCUACAGAGAUCCACUCGAAUGCAACAUUUGCGGACAUCGCAGCAAAGAUCGGUAUGAGUUCUCCUCCCACAUAGUACGUGGUGAACACACGUUCCAGUGAGAAGAUGGGAAGGUAAAAGAAAAUUUAAAAAUUGCGAACAACAAAAAGAAGGGAAAGGAACUCUAGCCUCAUAUCCGUCCUUAUCCCUUAGACCUCUAUGACUGCACAGUUGAACGGCACUGUAGACAAUUGUAGCACAAUCAUAGGCUUCUUUUUAAGCUACUUGUUGUGAAUAUCAACAGUUGAACAAUCAUAUGAAGGUAUGGGCCAAAGACACAUUUUCUAUAUAUUUAAUUAAAACUUGUUGUGGAGAAGGAAAGGAAAAGCUUUCUUUCCUUAUUAAAAAUGUUUAGUUCUUUUAACAGAGCAGCUGUCGGAUGACUUUGACUUUUUAGAAUACUUUCUCUUUUUAAAUGUCUCCUUUUUUUGUCAUGUUUUCUCACGUUUCAUCCUGGAUAACUUACAAAAAACAUGAUCAUUUAACUCCAUCCUGCUAAAGAAGGAAAAAAAAAAACUGGUGAUGGUAAUAUUUUAGUAUUUUAUCCUUCAUCCUUUUGGAUUUAAAUCACAUUUCCAUCAUAGGAAUAUUAAAACCAACAUUUAAAAACAGUCCCAAACUGUCGCGGUAUCAAAGAGGAACAAUUACUGCGACACGUUACGCUGGACACGUGGAGUUCUUUGCUAUAAGAUACUAAAACCCAAAGCUCAUUUUACUUGUUGCUUUCUCUGCGAAUCAUGGUGUGAUGCACAUAAUUAUUCAUGCUGUGAUGCUGUGUGUUCAACCUGCAAGCAAUUUGCCGUGUAAAUUGGAUUGCCAAUUGCCAGUAAUAUGGUUGACUUACUGUUAUUGAUUUACCUAAUUAUCUGACACUGCAAAGUUUUGCAACAGUUGUGCCAUCGUCUUCAGUAUUUUGUUCAUUUGUUCUG
Sphaeramia orbicularis (orbiculate cardinalfish) is the source of this 2867-nucleotide messenger RNA. RefSeq names its product zinc finger protein Helios-like. The record is from RefSeq and is a predicted model, not a curated record. Gene Ontology annotation, biological process: regulation of transcription by RNA polymerase II. Bases 432 to 2000 code for a protein of 522 amino acids. NCBI's taxonomy places the organism in Eukaryota, Metazoa, Chordata, Actinopteri, Kurtiformes, Apogonidae. The transcript is spliced from 9 exons. Gene Ontology annotation, molecular function: DNA-binding transcription factor activity; RNA polymerase II cis-regulatory region sequence-specific DNA binding.